Phragmites australis (common reed) is the source of this 4182-nucleotide messenger RNA. RefSeq lists its product as uncharacterized. NCBI's taxonomy places the organism in Eukaryota, Viridiplantae, Streptophyta, Magnoliopsida, Poales, Poaceae. The record is from RefSeq and is a predicted model, not a curated record. The transcript has a single exon. Bases 2739 to 3917 code for a protein of 392 amino acids.
UUGUAUUCCAACAUUUUUUGACAAUGUCAUGAGUAUAUGCAUCGUCCUUGAAAGACCUCCUGAAAUUUAAAGAAAAAUAAUCAUUUGAAGUGAUGCAUAUACUUUUACAUCAAAUAUCUGGAUAAAUAAUAAAUAAACAUUUUUAAAUGCUACACUUGAUACUUAAAUCCAAAAAGGCUCAGGAAACUUCUCUAAAUGUUGUAAGACUACCUGGAAGACCAUGGUUAACAUAAACAAGAUUUAUGCAAAACUUAAUUUGGAUAAUAGACAGAACCAACACAUUAUUUUGCAUUUGAGUUGACCAAUUUGCUUGCUGGUUUCUUGUCCACCUCAAAGCUAAAUCGCUAUCACAAUCUUGUGGUCAGCCUCUGCUGCAGAAUGUGUUCACAUAUAUGGUUUAGUUAUGUUCACUAACACUUAACAAACAACUGCUUGUACCUGCAAACGAACAGAAAAGGAAAAUUUGCAAUUAGUUCUCUUAGUUUCUUUGUGUUGAUAUUUUGGGCUCCGAACUUCCUUUGUCUUUUGCUCCAGAUUGCCCCCUUUUUAAGUAUGAUAGAAUAUGUAUGACUCCCGUUUGAAGUAUGAUAGGAUAUGUUUCAUUGUAAGCUGGAAUGUGCUGGUUAUGUUCGUAUUUGGGGAUUGGUUUAUUUGCUGCUGUUUGUGAUUUACUGCACUUGCCGCUUGCUCUCUUGUUUUGUGCUCGCGGAGUGAGUUGCCGUGUUGGUCAAAUUGCAUAUCAAGACUGUUGUUCUCUGCAUUUUGAACAGUGCCGUUCAAACCUGCUUCCAAUCCUGUGUCUCUACAACAAGUCAACCACUCUUCAUUAGAUAUUUUAUGUACUUAUUGAUGAUGUAGAGGCAAUGAAAUAUUAGAUUUCAAAUUGAAGCUGGCCAAUACGUUUAGGCAGCAAAAUUCUCAGUUUGGAAAUUGUCUCUGCGGGUUGAUGUCUCUUCAUGAAUUUCAUGCUGAAUACCAAAUCCAAAACGAGGCUUUAGAAAUAAGAUGCCCUCUUAAUGUCUGAAGUCAGGAGCAUUGGCCACCGUGUCAGCACAUCGAGUUUCUUUCUUUUUUUUCCCUACAAGAGGUGUCAGAACACACUGAGUUAGGUGAAUAUGAAUUGCUACCUGGCAUCCUGCUGCUUACUUUUAUGCCAGUGUCACCUGGAACGGAGCCAUGCAUGCAAGAUCUCUGCCAAUAUCGAAAGCGGAUGCACGGGCAUGCGUAGCCUGGGGUCUGUAGAGUACAAUGGCUGUCGCACGAAUGCAAUUUCGCAGCAGCAGCCAACAGGCAGGAGAGAGAAGGGCACUGUAGGUACGGAACCGGUUUUAAGGAACUCCACGCAUGUGUAGCAUCGGCGUAACCAAACUGAAGGUGAUGUGCGUCGUAGACGGUACUGAUGCCUUGAUGUGAAGUUUGGAACAAGUAAGAAGAUCACCAGACCCAUGUUAAUAGAUGUGACCUGCAUGCAUUCUCCUUGCAGAUUGGAGAGAGAAACUGCAUGCAAAUGUGCCAGUGUUCACUCGCGGGUCGCGUCUAGGAUCCGUCCAUCGGGUACUCAAUGCUGGACAUGUUGCUACUUCACAUCAGUUGGUCGAUGCGCCACCCUGGAUCGAACUAAAACUAGCUAGAUUCGUUUUGUGGUCGCUGUAGUGUUUGAUAAUGCAAGGAGGGAGUAGGGCACAUUUCUAGGUCCGGCAGACAAGCCAGCAACCCUCCCUGCUGCCUUGUGGGAUCGUGGCAGAUAAAGAUUUGUGUAUCUCCUUCCACGACGGAGAUCAAAUACUGCUAUUUAACUUGGGAUAUGUACCUCAGUAUGCUAGUACUAUAUGCCAAGAUAAAUGGGUGAGGGCAGGGGCCAGUGAAAACUGCCUAGCAAGCUCGUGCUGGCACAUGCAGCAGUGGAGACCGCAGAUCGUCGGCUCCGACCAUCAGUCAUGUGGCCGCUGGUGCUAUGCCGUGGAGUUGAUUAAGGUUACAUGUCAUGUCCGCCUCUGUCCUUGCAACAAUUUUCAGACAAUGAUGGAACAGCUAUCGUUUUGGAUCGUCCGUUUCCAUGGCCUGCGUGCACUGUGGUGAUCCUAUGCACUCGGUCUUCAGGCGUGACGCAUCCAGUCAGCCAUCGACCAUCCAACCUCGAACCCAAAGCCUCCAAUGGUCUGACCCAAUAGGGGAAAUAUAACUGCGUAUGCUCUCACGCACGUACGGUAAAUUCUGGGUUAGGUCGUCGGAACGGGGUAGCAACAACGGUAAAUUCUGGGUUAUAAACGUUGUUUUGCUGGGGAUCCGUUGCCAUAAACGCCUUCCUGCUGCUGGGCUACACGCGCACAGAGAGAUCAGAGAUGCGCCCCCAUCACACCCCACCCCCACGUGCCCAGCCUGAUGGAGCGAGCAGGACAAAAAGAAACAGGAGGAAGUGGCGCUAAAAUAAGGCACGCGCAGCGCGAGCCGAGCAGAGCACCACGCCACCCCUGCCUGGCUGCCUCCUCCUCUCUCCCCUCCCCUGCCUCCUCCUCCUCUCUCAGCUCUCCCCUCCUCUCUCUGUCCUCCUCCUCGUCUCCACGUUCGCACAUGCUCUUGCGGCGGAGAGCAGACCGCUUUGCCGAAGAGAGAGCUAGCUAGCUCAGCAAGUCGAGAGCAAGCGGCGGCAGUGAUGUGGGGAGUCGUCGCUUAGCCAAGAUCCAUCCAACUGCGCGGAGAACGUACAGGUUGAGGUGGCAGAGAAGCUUUAAUUUAGAAUGGAGGAUAAGGCAGCGGACGCAGUGGCAGUGGCGGUUGCGGCGGCGGUAGCGACGGAUCAGGACGGCGCGGUGUACUGCAGCGAGCACCCCUACCCGCCCGGAGCGGCCGCGGCGGCUGGGGCGGGCACCGGCGGCAUCUGCGCCUUCUGCCUGCAGGAGAAGCUCGGCAUGCUGGUCUCGUCGUCCAAGUCCAGCCCCUUCCACCCGCCGCCGCCACCGGUCUCCGCGUCGCCGUCCUCGCCGCCGUCCAACGGCGCCACCUCUGGCUCUGAGCCGCCGCUGCCUCUUCAUCCUUCGGCGGCCGCCUCGCGCAAGGUGAUGUCGUCGCAGAAGACGAAGACAUCGUCCUCGUCGGCCGCUCCAGCGGCGGGCGGGCUCAAGAGGAGCAAGUCGGUGGCGCCGCGGCCGGAUGAGCCACUGCCGCCGGCGUCCGCUCCGUCCGCGAUCACCGCGGACAGCCCACGCAAGAAGAGCUUCUGGUCAUUCCUCCACCUCUCCUCGUCUUCCAGCAGCCACAAGAGCGCGUCCUCGACUUUGGCCAACGGCGGCGGCGGCGCAGCGGUGGCGAGGAGGAACUCCGUGUCGGUGGCGUCGGCGUCGUCGGCGUCGCUUGGGGGGCGGCUGGAGGCGAUCGUGGAGCCGGAGAGCCCGGGUCGCCGGAGCGAGGGAUCCUCGUCGUCGUCAUUCGGGAGGAAGGUGGCGCGGUCGCGCUCCGUGGGGUGCGGCAGUCGCAGCUUCUCGGGGGACUUCCUGGAGCGCCUCUCAACCGGCUUCGGCGACUGCGCGCUCCGGCGCGUCGAGUCCCACCGCGAGCCCAAGCCCAAAGCGGGCGCGCUCGACCACCUGGGCGUCGCGGACGGCAACGACGAGGAGCACGAGCACGGACAGCACCACCGGAUCAAGUGCGCCGGGUUCUUCGGCGGCCUAGGCACCGCGCCCCCGCCCUCGUCCUCCUACUGGCUCUCCGCGCCCGACGGCAGUAGCGGCAGCACGAGGGUGCCCUCCGGCGCGCGGAGCCACCGGAGCUGGGCCUGGGCGCUGGCGAGCCCCAUGAGGGUGCUGAGGCCGACGAGCUCCACGUCCAGCAAGAGCAUCAUGGCCACGCCCCACAGCCGCGUGCACGGCAACAACGGCAACGGCGGCAUGCCGUCGAUGGCGGCGGUGGCGACGAGCUAGCUUCAUGGGUUGCAGCUGCGUGAUCGAACAAUGGCCGGUGAAUCAUGCAUCCCUCGAUCUUCUUGAACUAUACUACUACACAAGUCUCUCCCUCUUUCUUAGUGUUCUUGCGCCCAUGUCUCCUCAAGAACCUGCUCCUAAGUUGAAAUGUUACUGUGGAUCUAGCUAUAGCUGCAUUUGCAUUUGGGACUCUUGUCUUCGGUUGGCCAAGAACCUGUGAAAUUUGUCGAUCUGUUUAAUUUAAUUUCAUAUUGUUGGCUAUUCA